AUGGCAUGCUGUGGUUCACGAAACGUCAGGUUCCAGAACGACCUCGAGGUGCAGCAGUUGAAAGCAAUCUCCCUGGAGAUCCCAUCAACAGCAAGCAAGAGCCACAGCAAGCUGCCUCACGAUCCAAGGAAAUGCAAGCUGGGCUCCCGGGUCUGCCCGGAGAGGCCGUGCAGAAGCAUCAGGGACAGGGUGCUGUCACGCGCCUUCUCGGAGGAGCUGGAGUCGCUGAUGCACUCUGGCAGCCACAUCUUCUUCGACCCCCGCGGCCGGGUGAUCCACCUGUGGAACAAGAUCUUCCUCACGGCGUGCCUGCUCUCGCUCUUCGUCGACCCGCUGUUCCUCUACCUGACCGGAACCCAGCAGAACAUGUGCAUCGAGUUCAAGCACUCGCUGGCGCUCAUGCUCUCCGUCAUACGGUCGCUGCUGGACGUGUUCUACGCGGCCCACAUCUGCCUCCGCUUCCGGACGGCGUUCAUCGCCCCGUCUUCCCGUGUGUUUGGGAGAGGAGAGCUCGUGAUCCAGCCAUACAAGAUCGCCAUGAGGUAUCUAUCACGGGCCUUCUGGUUUGAUCUCAUCACCGCGCUGCCUCUACCACAGUUCGUGAUCUGGGUCGUCGUGCCUAUGCUGAAGGAAUCCGCCACGGCAAACCGGAAGGAUAUCCUCCGGUUCAGCAUCAUCUUCCAGUACCUCCCGCGGCUCUUCCAGAUCUUCCCGCUCACGAGGCAGAUCGUCAUGGCGACUGGAGCCAUGACGGAGAACGCAUGGGCCAGCGCGGCGUAUAACCUCAUACUCUACAUGCUGGCAAGCCACGUGCUGGGAGCAUUGUGGUACCUCUUCUCGGUGCAGAGGCAGGAGGCGUGCUGGAGAGAGGCGUGCAAUCUGGAGGGCCCCAUGUGUCGGACCGAGUUCUUCGACUGCAACACCGUCAGUAGCAACAGGACCAUCUGGUACGAGCUGAGCAACAUAACGAGAUUGUGCACUCCGGACAAUAGUUUCUACCAGUUUGGGAUUUACGCGGAGGCCUUCAACUAUAAGCUCACCACGUCGUCCUUCACCCAGAAGUACUUCUACUGCUUCUGGUGGGGACUCAAGAACCUCAGUUGCCUGGGACAGAAUCUGGCGACGAGCUUGUACAUUGGAGAGAUAAGCUUUGCAAUCGUCAUUGGCAUCCUUGGGCUUGUAUUGUUUGCUCUGCUCAUUGGCAACAUGCAAUCGUAUCUUCAAGCGACGAUGAUCCGACUGGAGGAGUGGCGGACGAAGCGGACGGACAUGGAGCGGUGGAUGCACCACCGGCAGAUACCCCAGCCGCUGAAGCAGUGCGUGAGGAGGUACCAGCAGUACAAAUGGGUGGCCACCCGCGGCGUGGACGAGGAGGCCUUGCUCAAGGACCUCCCCAUGGACAUCCGCCGCGACAUCAAGCGCCACCUCUGCCUCGACCUCGUCCGGCGAGUGCCACUGUUCGACGAGAUGGACGAGCGGACGCUGGAGGCCAUCUGCGAGCGGCUGCGGCCGGCGCUCUACACCCGUGGCACGCGGCUGGUGCGCGAGCUGGACCCCGUGGACUCGAUGCUCUUCAUCAUCCGAGGGUACCUCGACUCGUACACGACGCAGGGGGGGCGGUCCGGGUUCUUCAACUCGUGCCGCAUCGGGGCAGGGGAGUUCUGCGGGGAGGAGCUCCUGACGUGGGCGCUGGACCCGCGGCCUUCCGAGUACCUGCCGCGGUCCACGCGCACCGUGCGGGCCGUCUCCGAGGUCGAGGCGUUCGCGCUCGUCGCGGAGGACCUCCGGUUCGUGGCGUCGCAGUUCCGGCGCCUGCACAGCGCGCGGAUCCGGCACAGGUUCCGGUUCUACUCGCACCAGUGGCGGACGUGGGCGGCGUGCUUCAUCCAGGCCGCGUGGCGCCGGCACAAGCGACGCCGCGCGUCCAUGGAGCACAUGAUGCCACAGGCAGGCGACGGGCGGGCGGGAGGGAGCGUGAGGUGCCGACGGCACAGCUGCGACGGCAGGGCGCUCAAGAAGCCCAUGGAGCCGGAUUUUACGGUGGAACAAGAGAUCUAA
Molecule: messenger RNA, 2058 nt
Organism: Triticum turgidum subsp. durum (durum wheat)
Lineage: Eukaryota; Viridiplantae; Streptophyta; Magnoliopsida; Poales; Poaceae
Source: the annotation of a GenBank genome assembly